GUUGGAUAAAAAAGCCGAUAAUCAUUCCUCUUACUAGUAUAGUCUCGAUUAACAAGCCAGGGCUCACAAGGCUAAGUACUUCUUCAGGCUGCGCUCAUCUUUUCUGCUGCGCGCUUUGCCGGAUGAGCCUCGUUCGUUCUUUUGUUGAUUGAAGCUUCCUUUGUAGCUUCAAUUUUAUGCAGACGUUCAUCAACCAGGAGCGAGACACAGGAGUUUGGGAGGUUUUACCUUCUACCUUGUGGGAGAUCAGGUAUGGAUCUGUUAGCUGGUCCUUCGACACACAAUACUGUCGUGUCCCCACAAAACCUGUCUCCCAUCCAAAGCCGCCCCAUUACCAUGGUUCCUUACUCAGGACAUCCCGUCCAAGACGCCGUUAUACAGUUCUUUGCAAAGCUAAACCAUUCGGACCUUCUCAAGAUCCGACAACCCUACCCCAUAACUCUGUGAAUGAAUGGCCAACCUCCGAGCCACUGAAUCACAAAUUCAUUGGUGUUCAAGUUGCAGAAGACGUCUUGAGAUCGUAUGAACUGGAUUCCGGAUUCACUCACUCUAUCAUGCCUGAUAUCACCUUGGACGAGUUGUAUACUAGUUGGACAAAGUUGUCAGUUGACGUCGACGAAGAGGAGGUCGAGUUUGCGAGGUCUCAGUGGGCUACUCUUGUUCAGGAUCUAGUCGGGGAUAUCCAACUAUGCCGGGCUAUAUCCGCCUCCGACGUUGACGGUGGCCGUUCCCAGUCUCCGCUCUCUUCGCUGGAAUACGAUUCAGAACCAUCUACCGAUUCUGAUAUGCUCCCUUCCACGCCCACACAAAGGAGUGCAUUUUCCGAUGUUGAGGUACAUCAGCCCUCCCCAGUGUUAGAUGCUCGUGGUCUUUCUCCACCCAAGGCUCUCAAUGGGUCUGCAAGAGCUUUCACCCCCAAAUCAGGCCCGCAGUCCAAGUUUUUGGUAUCACCCUCUCCAGACUCCAGCUCACGCUCGAGCUCGUCUUCCACCCCAAUCAACUUUGUAUUUCCAGCUAUUAACGGUAACUACCAGUACCUUCCUCCAGGCAUGAAAAAGGACGACCAAGGGUUCUACACCUCAAUCACCCCACCCGGAUCACCAUCUCGCGCCCGUCUUGAUUCCUCUCGGCCUUCCUCGCGGCUGUCAUCGACGCGUCUCCCGCAGUUCUUGUCCGAUGUUCAGUCGCGCAAGGCCUCCAAGACUAGAGUCAUCGUAGACCAGAUGAGAUCCACUCCAGUUACCAGCAAGAAAGGCAGGCCUCGCAAUCACUCCAAAUCUUCAUCCGACAAUUCGCCAGGACCUUCUACAUCACACGGUGACGCGGGAGAUAAAAAGGGUCUCAGCUCCACGCAAGGCAGAGACCGUAACGACUCUGACCCAGACUCACCCUUCAGCCUCGAGAAACUCAUCACGCCAGGGAGAAACGGGUGGGUGGAACUCCCAUCGCCUUCUGUUAAAGCAGUGAUCCCCAGUAGCGCUGCACGUCCAUCGUUCCCUACAUCAUCCUCAUUUUCAGACGCGCCCUUCGUCAUACAGCCUCCCGCGCCGCCUGGGCCCUUCUAUCACCUCCCGCGCGCGCCGGGUUAUCCAUACUCGUACGUCCCAGCCAGCGCUCCACCGCCACCACCGACCUCAUGGGUCCCUGUCGCUGCUUCCACUUACCCAAGCAGUAUGUAUGCACGGCCCGUCGUGUGGUGAUGGCGCCUAUGUAGAAACACCUUUUUUGUCAUUCGUCAUUCAUCAUAAUUACUGUAUGUAGCACCACCCCCUCUCUUAUUGUUUGUCUUUUGGAGGUGAUAUGACGGACCUUGGGGAACCGUCUACUGUAACUGAUUGUUUCGUUCUUGUCACAUUGUGCUUUAUGUAUGUGUCCUGUGUGUGUUUCGUUCGUUGUCUUGGUUUAUGAUUACAUGGUGGUAUAUGUUGUAUGCGAGCGGUAUUAUGCAAAGAGACUACUAUUACAUAAUAUGAAUGAAGUAGAUUUUUGGGA
Messenger RNA from Suillus subalutaceus, 1992 nucleotides. RefSeq lists its product as uncharacterized. The coding region runs from base 177 to 1700 and encodes 507 amino acids. The transcript is spliced from 3 exons. Lineage: Eukaryota; Fungi; Basidiomycota; Agaricomycetes; Boletales; Suillaceae. The record is from RefSeq and is a predicted model, not a curated record.